GCUCGCCCGCGGGUUACUGGUUGUUGGUCGUUGAAGCUGUUCCAACGUCGGAAGAGCCGGUGGCUCCGCGGGUUUGGACUUCUUGUCCUGGAAGCUGUGCAUCACCGUAAUGAGGCUUGUAAUUCUUGAUAACUAUGACUUGGCUAGUGAAUGGGCAGCCAAAUACAUCUGUAAUCGCAUCAUUCAGUUCAAACCUGGACAGGACAGAUAUUUUACACUGGGUUUACCAACAGGAAGUACGCCUUUAGGAUGUUAUAAAAAACUAAUAGAAUAUCAUAAGAAUGGUGACCUUUCUUUUAAAUAUGUGAAGACCUUUAACAUGGAUGAAUAUGUAGGACUUCCAAGAAAUCAUCCUGAAAGCUACCAUUCUUAUAUGUGGAAUAACUUUUUUAAGCAUAUUGAUAUAGAUCCUAAUAAUGCUCAUAUCCUUGAUGGGAAUGCUGCAGAUUUAGAAGCAGAAUGUGAUGCAUUUGAAAAGAAAAUAAAAGAAGCUGGAGGAAUAGAUCUUUUUGUUGGAGGAAUUGGUCCGGAUGGUCAUAUCGCUUUCAAUGAGCCAGGAUCCAGUUUAGUGUCAAGGACAAGAUUAAAGACUCUAGCAAUGGACACCAUUUUGGCAAAUGCUAAAUAUUUUGAUGGAGAUUUAUCAAAAGUGCCAACAAUGGCUCUAACUGUUGGUGUUGGGACAGUGAUGGAUGCUAGAGAAGUAAGAAUUAAAUGUUCUUUGAUGUUUCCUCUUUGAUGUUUAUACACUUUGGAGGGAUUAUGAUGGUGAUAUUUUGGUUGUCUCCUAUUUGCAGUAUAAAUUGUUUUCCAGUUUUCGGUAACUUUUGUCAUGUUUAGGAAUGAACUAAAUUAAAUUUUUGGAUCUAUAAGAAUUAAGCACCAUUUUUUUUUAAGAAGUGUUUCACUUGCCUAUUCCUGCUUCACAGUUUCACGUUCUAAAAUCUCACUGACUAUAUGGUUUAUUUUAUGGAAAAAGUUUUGUGAAAGGACUGUUGGGAUAAAGAUGC
Molecule: messenger RNA, 1010 nt
Organism: Galeopterus variegatus (Sunda flying lemur)
Lineage: Eukaryota; Metazoa; Chordata; Mammalia; Dermoptera; Cynocephalidae
Product: glucosamine-6-phosphate isomerase 2
Exons: 5
Coding region: 110-739 (209 amino acids)
Biological process (GO): N-acetylneuraminate catabolic process; N-acetylglucosamine catabolic process; D-glucosamine catabolic process
Cellular component (GO): cytoplasm
Molecular function (GO): glucosamine-6-phosphate deaminase activity; identical protein binding
Source: RefSeq, a predicted model, not a curated record